UGCUCGCUCCCUGCGCGGCGGCCGGGCGUGGAGCGAGCGAGCGGCCGGGCUGCAGCGGGCGGGGGCGGCCUCUGCUUCGGGCCGCCAGCGGCUGCCUGGGCCCGGGGUCCUACUGCCGCCGCCGAGCGCAGCCAUGUCGGCCGGGGGCGGCGGGCUGGGGACCCCCCGGGCCCUGCCCUCCUCCGGGCCCCGGGCUCUGCGGGACAUGCCGCACCCGCUGGCCGCUUCCAGCAGCGAGGAGGCGGCCUCCGAGCUCACCCCCAGCCCGGACCUGCUGCUGCCCCGCAGCUUCGCGGACAAGGAUCUCAGUCUGCCCAAUGGCACUCCGGUAGAUACUUCCAGCCCAGCCUCCUCCUCCUCACUGCUCAACAGACUGCAGCUGGAUGACGACUUGGAUGGGGAAACUAGAGACCUCUUUGUCACUGUCGAUGAUCCCAAAAAACACAUCUGUACAAUGGAGACCUACAUCACGUACAGGGUUACAACAAAGACCACACGGGCAGAGUUUGACUUGCCGGAAUACUCCGUACGCCGACGGUACCAGGACUUUGACUGGCUGAGGAAUAAGCUGGAGGAGUCUCAGCCAACACAUCUCAUUCCCCCUCUUCCUGAGAAAUUUGUGAUGAAGGGAGUUGUCGAUCGCUUUUCUGAAGAAUUUGUGGAGACGAGGAGGAAAGCUUUAGAUAAAUUCUUGAAAAGAAUUGCAGAUCAUCCAGUACUUUCUUUCAAUGAACAUUUCAAUGUGUUUCUCACAGCCAAGGAUCUUAAUGCCUAUAAAAAACAAGGAAUGGCAUUGCUCUCCAAGAUGGGAGAGUCUGUAAAAUAUGUCACAGGCGGUUAUAAACUCAGAAGUCGACCGCUGGAGUUUGCAGCCAUAGGAGACUACCUAGAUACAUUUGUUCUCAAGCUUGGAACCAUUGAUAGAAUAGCACAGCGGAUUAUCAAGGAGGAACUGGAAUACCUGGUGGAACUGCGGGAGUAUGGACCGGUUUACUCCACCUGGGGUGGGUUAGAAAUGGAGCUAGCAGAACCUCUGGAAGGAGUGUCUGCCUGUAUCGGGAACUGCUGUACCGCUCUCGAGGAACUGAGUGAUGACAUGACAGAGGACUUCCUGCCUGUACUCAGAGAGUACAUCCUGUACUCGGAGUCCAUGAAGAACGUACUAAAGAAAAGAGACCAAGUUCAAGCAGAGUAUGAAGCAAAAUUGGAAGCUGUAGCUUUGAAAAAAGAAGACCGCCCCAAGGUGCCGGCAGAUGUUGAAAAAUGUCAGGACCGAGUGGAAUGCUUCAAUGCUGACCUGAAAGCCGACAUGGAGAGAUGGCAGAACAACAAGCGCCAAGAUUUUAGGCAGCUGCUUAUGGGAAUGGCCGAUAAAAACAUCCAAUACUAUGAGAAGCACAUAGGAGCUCUUACAAUAUCCAUGGUUCUUUACUUCAUUCACUGCCCAUCUUAGCAGUUGUGCCUUACGAGAGCACAAAAAAGUGCCUUACGGCGUGGGAGUCAAUUAUACCACUAUUGCAAGACAAACCAGAGACCAAAUAAGAAGCUCCAUAGCCCACAGACUUCUCUACACAAGUGCACAGUACCACUAAACAACCUGCUGGAGCUGUGUGAUGCACUACUUUGUUGAGAGUUACCUGAGAAAUGCCAGCUAUGCCCAGUCUGUGUUAGACCCAUUGAAAAGCAUUUGGACUUCUUCCUCUUUUUUUGUGUUAAAUCGGUAUGUUUCAUCUUUUGAGUUACCAUAACGGUUCCUUCUCCAGCCUCUGGAGUGAUCGUGGGCGUGUAAUGGAAAUACACAAGGAUCGAGUUGCUUCUUGAUAAAGAAAACAUUACCUCUUUAUUCUAGAAGGAACUAAUGAGUGGAAUACUAAAAAUAUGAAAAUAAAACUCUAAACUGCAAGGUGCCAAUAUGACAUCUUUAUUACCAUCCUCUUUGUUUGCUAAAUAAGGAUUGAGUCCCAUGAAGCAGUGCCCACCAACCCACCCUUCUUUUUUUGUGUGUUUUUUUUUUUCUUGAUGGAGAGGGAAUAGCCAGAAGUGGACACUUACAAUUUGUAAACUCCCUGGAUUAAGCAAUUUUGGAGCUGAAUCUUUGUGUGGGAGUUUGGGCUGGUCCUAGAUUGGAACAUACUGACACUUCUGCAGAAAGCUCGUGAUGCAGACCUGAACUGUGAUUCAUGAGCAUGGCAUGCACUCUGUUCAUACUCAUUUGUUUACCUUUGGUGAUAUGAAGUAAUGUAAGUUGGCUGAAGCACACAUGUGAGAUUUGGGGAUCAAAGGAGGACUGGCGUGUGUGUGGGAGGGUGAGUUUAUGAUGUGGCCUUACAAGUUGUCUCAUGGGAACAAAUACUAGUCUGUUAACAUUUUAUCCCCAAAUUGAGCAGAGACAGUUCUGUGAUAGGAUUCUUGGAUCCAUGCUUUCACUUGUUUUCAGAACAAUAUAAGCUAGAUCGGAAUCCCUCAGAACCUCCCUCUGGCCUUAGUCAUUUAAAACAUGCCCAUCGUAGUAAGGAUGGGUUCUUGCUUUUUGCCUUUUUUCUUUCACAGCAGCCAAACCCCGCAAAGAGUCAAGAGCUUGCUGACACCAGGUAUCAUUGUGCAUGUGUGAAACUUGCCGUAAACAUGUCAAUGGCAGGUAAUAGAGGAGGAAAUAUAUUUUUUUCCCCAUUAUGUACGUUUAGUGGUCAUGCUUGUCUCUGAUCCUCAUUGAAAGGUCUUCUUAAGAGUUGCCCUUUUUAGGUAUAAACCUUUUUUCCUACCAGGUUUUGUCAACCUUAAUCUGCAGAAUCUUUUCCUUUCCUUAUCCAGUCUCUCCAGUUCACCACCUUUUGUUGCUAGUGGCUUUAGUACCUGCCAAAGGAAGGAGCACUGCCAAGACUGGUUACAGAUACUUUGAACCUGUUAAGUCUUCGUUUGCUGCUUAACCAGCUUGUUUCCUCUGAUAGGAACUCCAGGGUUUGUUUAUUUUGGCAAACAGGAGUGUAAUAUUCAGGAUUCUAGGGUCAGCAAACAACUUUUUGUUGUUUUUAUAUCUCAUUUUCUAUCAAAGCUAUUGGAAUGCUCAGUCGAUCCCUGGCACGAUUCUGGCAAGGAAUCCAAAGUUUAAUUAAAAAGAGAAAAACCAACUCAUUUCUUAUCCCAUUUACAAAGACCAUGCAAAUUCCAUUUAAUUUGUGGAUUGUCUCCAGUUAAAUUAAAUGCUACAAAAUUUACCUGAAGUUUCUUCAGGUUUGCAUAGUCUCUGUUCAAACAACUAUUACAUAAAAGUUGGGGCUGUUAAAUUAUUAACAUGGAAUCGCUGGGCAUAAAAUUUGUCACAUUUAAGACAGUUUUUCUACUUGACUAUGUCAUUUUCAUUGAUGUCGUUUUGUGAUUCUAAACCUGCAGUUCCAAUUUCUCAGCAUACGUUUGCUGGGUGAAAUCAGGGACCUUGCCUCAGGUGGCUGGUUGAAAUUGCAGCAUAGUAACAAUAUUGUGUUGUUAGAGUGAGGGAAGACUUUAGUAAGAAAUGAUUCUCUAACAAUCACUGAUUUUUUUUCUCCCUUAAAUCUUUGUCUAUUCGUCCUCUAUCCAAUUGUUUGAUAUUAGGAUUUGAUAAUUAAGGCCUAGUUGAUUUGCUGGGGCAUAUUGGACAGGAGUCGCUCUGAUUUGCAGUGCUGUGCUUUUUGUCAUUAAUUCAUAUCAUUUAACAUAUGAAAAUGAUAGAAAACAAAAGGUUGCAUGUGGUGAAACCAGAGAAUUGUUUAACCCCUCCGAAUACAGUUUCUACCUUGUCAAAUUGGUUAGGUUUUUUAACAUAAUUGUCUCUGAAACAUCAGCAUAAACCUAGGGUCAAGUAAAUUUAUCUUCAACUUCCCCAGUGAACAGGAAAGACUGAUUAGGGAUUGAGAAAUGGCAGCUUUUUCUGGCACUGUUCUCUCACAGAAUGAUCAACUAAGCUGCAUUUCUGCUGAGCAUUUUAAAAAAAAAAAGGCACUUUUCCACAAGAGAACAUUUGAAAAAUGCAGUGGUUCUGUUUAGAGGGGAGUGAAUUUAAUCUGUUUAGUUUUUUCUUCUGAGUUCCUAUGUUCAUGCCUUUUGCCCUUCAGGUUUAGUUAGAAAACUGAAGGCCAGUCAUAGCUUGUAGUUCCAGGGGCUUGGUUCUUUAAGUACAUCUGCCAUUUCUCAGAAAAUACAUAUUAUACAAGGUACUGUUAGCAAAGGACACUGCAGCAUCAGGUAAGGAUUGUCAUGAGUAGCAGGGGAGCUUUUAGAGUUUCACUUAAGGCAUUUAAGUAUGGUAACAAUUUCACCUUUUGCAAAGAUGGUGGGGUUUCUGGCUUUGACUCCAGUCAACAUACACCUAAUGUUUUACCUAAUACUUGCACUUAAUGUUAACAUUGUUCUGCUGUACAGUCUCUGGAGCCAGUUGGUAUUUAAAUUACUAAUUGAGUGAAUGAAGUGACUUCUCGCCUUGUUUGUUGUCAAGCAAAUGCUUUUUGCGGCUAAGCCAUUAGAAAGCUGGCACUUCCUCUACAACCAACCAACAUGACUGGCUAGGAAGGGUUUACUGUAAGUACACACGUCUCUGGAACCCCUUAAAGGGGAGAGAUGUGGACUGCAAGUUUGGGUCACAGAUCAGAGGGUGCAGUCCCUAGAUCAUGUUGCAGGUUGGAUGUUGCUCUAGUGUGAAGCAGAUACCUCCUGCUGCCAUGCUAAAGAACAUAAAUCAUGGUUUAAAUUGGAAGCAAGCUUUUGAAACAUGUUGCAAAAGGGGAGUUCUUACCUGUAACUGCAGUCAGACAAGUAGGAUACACUGUGGUGGUUCCCCCUUAGAUGCAACUAGCCUGUUGCUGAGUCUGUCUUAAUAAGCCCUCACAAUAUGAACCAUGUGACAAUGGUGGCGAGCCAAGUAUUGUUUCAUGGUUUGAACAUGAGAUUUUGUGCCACUUGUUAGUAGCACAGAGCAGCACAACUCACUUACAAAAUGACAAGUAUUUUCAGGUCUGAAUUCAGUUGUCACAAGUGACUUGUUCCUGUUCAUGCUGCAUCAGAUUCUACCCCUUUAAAUGCAGGUUUAAAAUUCUCUUGCAGUUCAUGGUAUAGGUGUGGUUAUCUCUUAGGGUCCAAGUUUGGCAGUGUGUAAAUAGUCUCACUAAUUUGUGUGACUGUAGAAAAGCAAGCCCUUCGCAAAUACUGAGCAGAAAUCCAUUGAAAGAGGGACUUUGUUUCACUCUUUCCUUCCCCCCCCUCCCGCCCCCAAAUAGGUGUUGAAGCAUUGUUCAGUAUAUCCCAAUGGGCCUUUUUCUGUAUACGCAGAUUGAUCUGGCUCAAAAACUGAGUCUCUCCAAUAUGGGGCCAAACUCUGAUCAACCCAGACAGUGGAUAUGUACUCCCCGGAGAUGAACUUUCUGUGGCUUGGGCCUAUCCACAGCUUUAAAGCGUCUUACGUUUCCUUUUAACAAAUCUUGCUCCACAGCUGCCCUGUGGCGCACGCUGACUCAAGGCGUGAGCAAUUUCUUGCUGUCUCUCCAUCAGUUCUGAUAGAUGGGCAGUUUGGAAAGUUGUGACUCUCUUGAAAUGGCACCAGCACAUCCAGGCAAGCACUGUUUAGCUCUGAUUUUUAUAUAUAAUCUAAAAAGGUGUAAAGGGGUGUGUGUAUCUCAUCAGGAUUUAACUGAUGCAAUAAACUUGGGAAGCUUAAGAAAACAAAAAAAUAUGGCCUUCUCAAGUAAUCAUUUUAAAACAAAAGCUUUCCAGGUCUGCUCCAUUUCAUAAAGCAGUCAGUUCGUUCUUUUACUACUGGUAGUUACCAGAGGGUAAAUUGUGGUAUGUUUAUACUUAACAUCAAAAUGAUUUUGUCAAGGAACUUAUCACAAAAUGUGAUGGUUGUAAUGGAGGGAGGAAAGGAGGUGGAACGAAAAAACAAAACUAGGAAAAGCUCAGCAAGGGUUUAGGUUGUGUGAAUGUGCAGUUUGUCCAUCAAUGAGUUAAUGCAUUGGCCUUUCACCUCUGGAAACAUGGCUUCAGUGCCAAGUGCAACUUGGUGGCCUCCAUCACAAACCUUUGUCUGCAUUUCUAAACCACUGCACACACAUUGGCAUAAAUGGAAGGCCCUAUGGAGGUAGAACUGGCAGUAUUGUAGAGGGAGCUCUGUGGUGGUCUUCUUGCAUAGCCUGUUCACACUUACAUACUUGUUUAGGACUUGGUUCUGCAAAUACUUGUGUGUGUGAAGGGUUCAGUUCAAUUCAGUGGGACGAUUUGUGUAUGUUUGCAGGAUUGGGGCAUUAAUCCAGUUUACCCAUUUAACUCAAGAAAUGAUGCAAAAUUAAAAGAAAAUGGGCUGCAGACUAUUAAACAGAAACUUUUGUCUUCAAUAGGUGGUGCUUUUGACCGUGUGUGUGUGUGCGCAAAACUGUGGGCCCAGAUUCUGAGUUUUAUUUAACAAGCUGUUUGAUGUUCAGCCGCCUUAAACACUACAAAGUAGGGAGGCAGUCUUCUUCCUUUUUGGUUUUAACCAGAUUUCUUUACUAUAAACAAUUGAAGGUCAUUCAAGAAGGGAAAUAACUCUUUUUUUUUUUUUUGUAGGAGAAAAAUUACUAGUAUUUGCCAAAUACAUUUCUGAUGAUGUGAAACUGGGCACCUCCAGAAUAUUUUGGUCUUUUGGGGAUAUAUGAAGGUUUAAAUAAAUAUUGAUAUUUUAAAUGUAUUUUUGUCACUUUUUUUUUUAUUUUGAUUGGAAGGAAUGAUAGACCAUUAUUGAUAAAUACCUGCAGGACACUAUAGUUUUGGCAGGAGGUAUUUGUUAUAUAGAAAUAUUCACAAUUAACAGUAUUAGUUUGGGGUUAAGGCAGACAGUGCUUAUCAAAAUCACAGCUUUUUGAAUAACUCCUUCGUGCUUAAACUAUAACACCAAAAAAUAUAAAAAAUCAAGGGUGCUUGCGUCGUCCUGGACCUGGAUCGCUGAAGCCCUAAACAUACACUCAGUGGUACAGUGAGACUCUUAGGUCAAUAGUUGUCAUGGGGACACGGUUCUACCUACACAGAUUGCAGGAUCUGAGCCAGUCACCCACACAGCAUACGACUCGGUGAUGCUGGUUUUGUUAUGCAACCAUGAACGAGCUACAGUAUUUCAUCUCUUUUGUGGGUGGAGAUUGGACAAUAUUGUCCUUUCAUUCUACUUCCUAUGUGCCUGCACUCAUGGCUCCCUUUAACAUUCAGGGAAGUUUAUGCCAUGAGGCAAGUCGAUGUUGCCAUGACACUUAACUUCUGCCAGCAUAUUUUUAGGAAUUCAUCCCUUUUGUCGCUCCACACAUGACACCCUGAAUGGAAAUGUUGCUGCCUAGGUGCCCAACCAGUGUACUGUAUUUUUGACUUUUGUAAAAUCAGUUUCUAGAAACUUGUUUGGUUUUUUUUCAUACUCUGGUCACCCUCACAUCACCUCCCAUACCAGGAUAAACCAAAAUGAAAGCUGUGAAGAUUUGUCGUUGUGUAUGAAUUAGCUAGUGGAUGAUGUACAGAUUGGAGUGGUUUUUGUUUCCUACACUCCCACCAAAUUUAAUUUUUUUUUGCUUUUCUCGUUAAGCUCACAGGAUAUAAAAUGUCUUUGAUUUCAGGUGCUGGCAUGUUUCUGUUCCUUUUCAUUUAGCUCUGUAUAAACAUACUCUGUGCAUUGUUACUAUGGAACUAGUAUUGAUAAAAACUCUUUGAGGUAAACUCUUUGUAAUGCUUGAUAAUUAUUAGUGUGUACAUUUUUUUUUAAAGACACUGUUUCUUUACCUCAAUUAAUUUAAAGGAAUGGACCAAUAAAUGUAUUAAAGGGUGAUUUCUUU
Molecule: messenger RNA, 7814 nt
Organism: Mauremys reevesii (Reeves's turtle)
Lineage: Eukaryota; Metazoa; Chordata; Testudines; Geoemydidae
Gene: SNX30
Product: sorting nexin family member 30
Exons: 10
Coding region: 134-1453 (439 amino acids)
Cellular component (GO): cytoplasm
Molecular function (GO): protein binding; phosphatidylinositol binding
Source: RefSeq, a predicted model, not a curated record